Molecule: messenger RNA, 498 nt
Organism: Phragmites australis (common reed)
Lineage: Eukaryota; Viridiplantae; Streptophyta; Magnoliopsida; Poales; Poaceae
Exons: 1
Coding region: 1-498 (165 amino acids)
Source: RefSeq, a predicted model, not a curated record
AUGUCGUCUUCAUCGCACGCUACCGUCGCGUUCCCCCACCUCGAUCGCCAUGCAUUCUCAAACGCAGGCGAAGAGCAGGACCAGCCCGAGCCAGGGCCACCCGACGCCGCCGCCGGAGUAGACUGCCACGCGGAGCCGGUGCGACGCUUGGGCGCCACUCCUCCUUCGCAGCAGCAGCAGCUGCCUCUGCUGCACCCAAGCGCGCCGGCUGCUGCGUGCGCCGCGUACGCCGGCAACGGCAAGCCCGCGGCCAAGAAGCGCGGCGUGCAGAAGCUGCUCAAGUCGGCUUUCAAGCGCGGGGAGCACGCGACGGGUGCUUCAAAUUCCUCAGCCGAGGAGGAUGCUUCUGCGGCAGCGGCGGCGCAGAACCUCAGCCGGUCGUCCUCGUCGUCCGCCGGCGGGAGCAGCGGGAGGAAAGGACGCAGGGCUGGAGGCGGCGAUGAUGGCUCCGCCGAUGGCGACCGCUCCAGCCAUGACAGCCUUGACCUCGAAUGUUAG